This is a messenger RNA of Podarcis muralis (Common wall lizard), 683 nucleotides long. It is a transcript of the gene UBA52, whose product is annotated as ubiquitin A-52 residue ribosomal protein fusion product 1. The record is from RefSeq and is a predicted model, not a curated record. Gene Ontology annotation, biological process: translation. Gene Ontology annotation, cellular component: ribosome. NCBI's taxonomy places the organism in Eukaryota, Metazoa, Chordata, Lepidosauria, Squamata, Lacertidae. Gene Ontology annotation, molecular function: structural constituent of ribosome; protein binding.
GCGGCGGCGCCGGAAGUCGCCCGUGGGAGCUCGGCUUCCGCUUCCGGCCUGGGCGCUUCCUCUCUCUCUCUCUCUCUUUCCGUUCGGCGAGGCAGGAGGUGCAGCAGGAGGGCCGCGUGGAGGGUGACGCUCAACUGCCAGGAUGCAGAUUUUUGUGAAGACCCUGACGGGCAAAACCAUCACCCUUGAGGUGGAGCCUAGCGACACGAUCGAGAAUGUCAAGGCGAAAAUCCAGGAUAAGGAAGGUAUCCCUCCCGAUCAGCAGCGUCUGAUCUUCGCAGGGAAGCAGCUGGAAGACGGCCGCACACUCUCCGACUACAACAUCCAGAAAGAAUCCACUCUCCACCUUGUUCUUCGUCUCCGCGGUGGGAUCAUCGAGCCCUCUCUUCGCCAGCUGGCCCAGAAAUACAACUGCGACAAGAUGAUUUGCCGCAAGUGUUACGCCCGCCUGCACCCCCGGGCCGUCAACUGCCGCAAGAAAAAGUGCGGCCACACCAACAACCUGCGCCCCAAGAAGAAGGUCAAGUAGACAGAGUACGCGGACGGGGCGUCUCUCUCCCCCCCCCCACUCCCGGUCCCUCCCAAAAUCUGGGUAUCGUGCUACUUUGCCGAAACGUGCUAACACCUGUUCCUUCUGGGCCUUUGUUUCUUGCCCUUUAGAAUAAAGCUUCCAUUGCACCGAG